Molecule: messenger RNA, 3063 nt
Organism: Biomphalaria glabrata
Lineage: Eukaryota; Metazoa; Mollusca; Gastropoda; Planorbidae
Product: cytoplasmic dynein 2 intermediate chain 2-like
Exons: 13
Coding region: 601-2094 (497 amino acids)
Biological process (GO): intraciliary transport
Cellular component (GO): cytoplasmic dynein complex; ciliary plasm
Molecular function (GO): dynein light chain binding; dynein heavy chain binding
Source: RefSeq, a predicted model, not a curated record
GGUGUUGGACCGAAUUGAUGUUGGAAAUCGAGUGUCAUUGCUUCUUGUGACUGAAUUAAAGACAAUAUAAUAAGCGCACAUUCUUAAAAGCACGGGAUAAAACAAUAUUAUUAAUUAAUAUUUAUUCGUUUUAAGACGCAUUAGGAAGUAAUAUGUAAGCAUGUAGUUUAAAUAUUGGACUAUUAGUGUUAAGUUAAAUUUUAAUUUAGGUGAUGGCCAGAGACUAGAUGUAUACGACGUACGUAACCACUGCCUGCUACACAUGUAAAUAUCACACCAGUACUGCGAAGACUAUAGGACGUAACCACUGCCUGCUACACAAGUAAAUAUCACACCAGUACUGCGAGGACUAUAGGAUGUAACCACUGGCUGCUACACAAUGCGGACUUGCAAAAAACAGAAUUGUUUAGGGAAGCAACCGAAAAACAACAACAACGAUUUAGACAAUUUAGUAGUGAAUCUAGACCUAAGACUAGAUAUAGAUCUUAGUCUAGUCUGUUAGAUUUUAGAUGUACUAGAAUCAAAAUACGUAUUAUUGUGUUUUCAGUAAGUUUAGAAUAGUAAUUUUUAAUAGAAUAAAUAGUCACCAAGAUAAUCAUCAUGCGUGAAUUUGUCGAUGAAUCUAUUGAACCAGUUGAGUUCAAAUCAACUUGGAAACGAGAAAGGUCAUUGGCAUCUAAUGAAAGUCAAACAAAAGAAAUAAGCCUUCAAGAUGCAGCAACACAGUCAUUUAAAACAUUUAAUCAAGAGGUUCAGAGUGAUUUAAAAGAUGAAAGGUAUUCACUUCAUACUGUUAAUUUAGAUCAUCAAAAAUUAGCUGCUUUUCUUCAGAAGGUUGAGCCCAUGGUAAUGAGGUAUCUUGGAAAAAAUUUGAAGAGUCGAGCUUUUGAUGAUGUCUCUGAUCUAAGUGAGAAAACUUUAGAUACAGUCACAUGUGUACAUACACUAAAUAGCAAUGAUUUAAAUUUACAGUUUCAGGUGACCGGGCUGUCAUGGAAUUCAACAGGAUCUACUUUAGCUGCUUCUUAUGGAAGAUUUGACCAUGAAGAUUGGUGCACACAUAAAGCAGCUAUUUGCACAUGGAAUUUAGACAGACGUUCUGUGAAAGAAGACAAACCUGAUACAUUUAUUGACUCUUCUUGCUGUCUUAUGAGUUUAGAAUUCCAUCCUGCUAACCCAGCCUGGCUUGCGGGUGGAAAUUUUAAUGGGGAAGUAAUUCUAUGGGACUUGAGUCGAGAGGAUGAUCUUGUAUUAGCCACUUCUGGAAUCGGAGAUGAAUCCCAUAGAGAGCCAGUUAGUAAAGUUUACUGGAUUACAGAUCAGAGUCCAAAAAUGAAAAAUUACAAUAUAGUUAGUGUAAGUGGAGAUGGUAAAAUAUUAAUAUGGAGCAUUGAUUUGAAAAAGGGAAAACUAAGGCAACUAAAAAGCUUUUUACUUAUGAAUAAAGAUUUACCAAGAUCCAUGAAAGUCAGAGGUGUGAGAAGUGACAAAGAAGUUGGUGUAACUUGUAUCUCAUUCAGCCAUGAAGAUCCUGAUUUGUUUGUGCUGGGUUCAGAGAGUGGUUGUUUAUUCAAAUGUAGCCUUCAUUCUAAUGAAAGUCACAAGAAAUCAUCUGACCAGGCUUACUCCCCUGUGACCUUCACUUUCAAUCCUCAUCAUGGACCAGUUCAUUCUGUGGACUGUUCUAAAUUUCAUCGACAUGCAUUUUUAAGUUCAGGCAUGGACCAGAGUUUACGUUUGUACAACAUGUUGCAGGCUCCGCCAGUUUUAAUUAUUGAACCAGGUGAAGGUUAUAUAUAUUCAUCCAAAUGGUCUCCAACCCGUCCUGCUAUUUUUGCUGCAGUAUCAGAAAAAGGAAACCUUCUUAUUUAUGACCUUCAUAGUGGCAACAUGACACCUAUCCAUAAACUUGAAGCAAGUCCAAACAAAGUUCCUGUCUACAGCUUACAGUUCAACAGUCAGCAAAAACGUAUUUUAGCAACUGGUGAUGGACAAGGAUACAUCAGAGUCUAUCGAUUACCUGAAAAAUUGACAUCUUUAAUAGUGCAGGAUAAUGAGGUUUUAGAGGAGAUAAUGAAUACUGGUUCGGAUUAAUUGAUAAACUGUGCAAUGCAUGUCUUCAUGAUUACAGAAUUUUAAUCUUCAUUUGACCAUUGCUGGAUUAAACUGCUCUUUAUCUUCUUGCAAUUGGAUUUUUAAAUUUUUUUUUUUUAAAUUUCUAAAGACUUGUAUUUGAUUUGUGAUAUGGAAAACAAAUUAAUUCUUUUUUAUAUAGAAUUGAAAUCAUUGCAGUGUUUUGAAUCUUUCAGUAACCUGAUUAGAAGCAUGUCCAUUUUGUUGCACUGAUUUGAUCAAAAGUCUUACUAGAUAUAGUAUCAUAUCAUGUAGAAGGAUUAUUAUUUUCCUUGAGUCAGAAGAAUAUUUAGCCCAGAAGUGUAGAAUUCUAAGAAGGACUGCUGGAGAUUUGUUAAGGUAGCUUUCAAAUAAUGUAGAUGAUUUAAUCUACUAAUCAUCUAAUUCACACACACAAAAUAAACAAGGCAACAUGUAAGCCCUUCAGACGAUUGCCAGCCCCUAGUACAGACUCUGCCUAUCAUCAAUCCAUGCUGUUCUACAAGAAGUUUGGGCAAGGAUUAAAACGUUUUCUGAAGGAAUGUUCGAAACCUUAUUUUUUUUUAAAAGUACCCCAAUAUGCACAAGGCAGUUACAAAUGUAGUCCAAAGUCCAUGUAGUUGUAAUAGAUACCUAACAGCAUCAUCUGUUGAUAAUUGGUCACAGAGUUAACAACCUCUUGGGGAAAAAACUUUAUCACAGUGUAUGAUACCUUAAAAUUAUUAAGUCUGAUUGAUGAUUCAUUCAUCUUAAAAACUGUAAAUUAUAUGAUUUUGUACAAACCUAUAAAGUCUGAUUUAUUCAUUAUGUAAACUGUAAAUUAUAUGAUUUUGUACAAGCAACACAAUAAUAUGAAUAAAGUAAUAUCAAAAUAAAACUUGACUCAAGACAAAAGAUUCAUAUAUAGCUUUAACUGUAAAAUAGUCAAAAUAAACUUAAUCAUAACAAGCA